UCACCACCAAACAGUCGCAUCAACCCGCAAUUUCUCAGUGAAACCGCCACCGUGAGUAGCUAAUUAGCUAUGGCCGGAAGGAAGCUUAUGAUGCAGGCGGUUCAGUACGACGGUUAUGGAGGCGGCGCCGCCGCUCUGAAGCAUGUUGAAGUUCCAGUGCCUACUCCCGGUAAAGGUGAGGUUUUGCUAAAGCUUGAAGCCACAAGCAUAAACCCAAUUGAUUGGAAAAUCCAAAAAGGCAUCCUCCGCCCUCUUCUCCCCGGCAAAUUUCCUUACAUACCUGCAACUGAUGUUGCAGGAGAAGUAGUUGACAUCGGGUUUGGUGUGGAGCAUUUCAAGGCGGGUGACAAAGUCGUGGCUAUACUCAGUCAUUUUAGUGGAGGUGGAUUUGCAGAGUAUGCUGUGGCUAAAGAGAGCCUCACGGCCAUAAGACCAGCACAGGUACAAGCUGCCGAAGCAGCCGGGCUUCCCGUUGCGGGCCUAACAGCCCACCAGGCCCUGGUUGAGCUAGCCGGGAUAAAGCUCGGCAGCGGCAGCAGCAGCAGCCCACCUAAGAAUGUGCUCGUGACAGCUGCCUCAGGCGGGGUGGGCCACUACGCCGUUCAGCUCGCAAAGCUGGGGAACGCGCACGUGACCGCCACGUGUGGGGCCCGAAACAUCGAGUUCGUGAAGAGUUUGGGAGCGGACGAGGUGAUUGACUAUAAUACCCCCGAAGGAGCGGCACUCAAGAGCCCGUCGGGCAAAAAGUACGACGCGGUCAUCCACUGCGCCACGGGCAUCCCGUGGUCGACGUUUGAGCCACAGCUGAGCGAGAACGGGAAGGUGAUAGACCUAACCCCAGGGCCAAAGGCCAUGUGGACAUUUGCUGUAAAGAAACUCACCAUGUCAAAGAAGCAAUUGAUCCCAUUGCUUUUGUCCCCAAAGAGUGUGAACUUGGAGUACCUUGCUGGGUUGGUGAAGGAGGGGAAGGUCAAAAGCGUCAUUGACUCCAGGUACCCUUUAAGCAAGGCAGAAGAUGCUUGGGCUAAGAGCAUCGACGGGCACGCUACCGGCAAAAUCAUUGUGGAGCCCUGAAAAGAAAAAGAAAAAAAAACAAAGUGGUCUAUGUUUAUGGACAUUUAUUUGUCUCUUAUGAUAAACAUUGUUUCUUGACCUUUUGAGUUUUAAAUGAUGCUUCCAUAAUGCUCUUCUUUUCGGUUGUAAUUUUAAAUUUGGAUUUUGAAGGAAAUGGGAAGAAGUUAGAUGGAACUAGGGCCCUAUUUGACAUUGAUCUUUAGAGAUUAGCGUUAGUGUUUUGAAAAGACUAUCUGAUGGUAGCAUUUAGUGUUACUGUUUUCAGAGUUAAUCUGUACCGUUAAAAUUUAUCUAAAACGUUAAUGUUAAUUGAAAAUGCUCUUUUCAAACAAAUUCUAGAAUGGGUU
Molecule: messenger RNA, 1421 nt
Organism: Cuscuta campestris
Lineage: Eukaryota; Viridiplantae; Streptophyta; Magnoliopsida; Solanales; Convolvulaceae
Source: the annotation of a GenBank genome assembly